CUAGACAUGACACUCUGACAGAGCCAGCACGGUGCCGUGCCCGUCAACGCUCGCACAGAACGGAAGCAAAAAAGAACAAAAGGAGGAAGCAGCCGGCAAACAAACAGACAGUCAAGCAAACAAACACUUGCGGAAACGAGCAAAACAAAUGGAAGACGGUGCGGAUGCGCACAACGUAAAGCAUGGCCAGGACAGCGCGUCUGGCCAUAAACGUACCAAAUCCGGGGGCAUUCUGAGCGGGUUUCUGAGGUCAUCUUCGUCGUCGUCGUCAAAGGGUCUUACAGGAUCGUCGCCCUCAGUGCCGAAGGGCAGCGAGGGGACACAUGGGCACGACGACCAAGGCGCCGUAAAGGGGUCAUCCAUGGCAAAGGCACUGCGCCAGACCCAGGGCGGCCGCCAGAGAAAGGGCUCGCUGCGAAAGGCGGCCAUGGCCCGGAUGCGCGAGCGAAGCAGCUCCCUGCGCAAAGCUGCCAAACCCUCCAUUAUCACCAGUUUCGACAAGCCGCCGCUCAACUCGUCGCCCGCCGACACCACCGCUUGGGUGCCCGCCAUCCAACUACCCUCUUCCCCGACCGAACCCACGUGUGCGUCACGUGACGUUCCAGAGCCUCCUCCCUCUCCGCCAUUACUCGCAUCGCCAAUCUCGCCCAUGGCGAGCCCUGCGGCGCCCUACGCCUCGACCACCGACGACGACGACGUCAUGUCCUUUUACCGUCCUCUGGCCGCGAGUAGCGACUACUCCUCCUUUGCAGUGCCGAGCCAAGGCCCUGUCGCCUCUCUUGCACACCGUCGCUCGACUCGCAGCAACCGGCGCACGUCGAUUACUGCGCUCGUGACACCUGCCGAGAUUGACUCGGACGACGAAUGGGAUUACAGUGAGACCGAAUGGUGGGGCUGGGUCGUGCUGAUAGCGACGUGGAUAGUCUUUGUUGUAGGAAUGGGCUCCUGCCUCGGCGUCUGGAGCUGGGCGUGGGACGUGGGCGAGACACCGUAUGCACCACCCGAUCUGGAAGACGACGCAACCCUGCCCAUUACUGGCUACUAUCCCGCUUUGAUUGUGUGUACGGCUGUUACCAGCUGGGUGUGGGUCGUCGUCGCCUGGGUGGGCAUGAAGUAUUUCCGCCACGCCAAAGUCGGCGUAGACGGUUAGCCAGCCAAGCAGGGCGCGCAAACAACAAUUUCUAUCAUCUAAACAUUGCAUGAACGCAACCAGGCCGCUGGGAUUGACCAUCUCCAUUAUAGGCUUUUCGCUUAACCGUUCUGCUGCAUGCCUAAAUAUGUUCUUGGGGCUGAAACACUAACCUAUACCACGGCUAUUAAGCCACACCUCACACACAUGCGUUACCUGGGCCUGUCCUUGGCUUGCUACACACCGACAAGGCCAACAGAGUUUGUUUUGU
Messenger RNA from Bipolaris sorokiniana ND90Pr, 1400 nucleotides. RefSeq lists its product as uncharacterized. The record is from RefSeq and is a predicted model, not a curated record. The transcript has a single exon. The coding region runs from base 362 to 1150 and encodes 262 amino acids. NCBI's taxonomy places the organism in Eukaryota, Fungi, Ascomycota, Dothideomycetes, Pleosporales, Pleosporaceae.